AAAUGAGCAGGAAGCAAAAGGGGAACUGGGUACGAAGAGUUCUGUGGUAGGGUGGAGUUUUGUCCACUGUUGAUCACAUUCAUUGUCCAGUUUAUCAACCUGCGCUUCGUCUGAACUCAUCUCACCCUGAUACCAGACCACACUGGAGAAAAGUGCUAAGAUUACAUCAGUUUUAAUUGAACAUGUCAGACAUCAUUCUGGAGGAGAUUUUUGUAAAACGAUCCCAGCAAAAGAAGAAGACUUCUCCUUUAAACUUCAAAGAGAGGUUGUUUGUACUCACACAAGAUAAAAUAUCAUAUUAUGACUAUGAUAUUGAUAAAGGGAAAAGGAAAGGACUGAAGGGUUACGUGGACAUUGAAAAGAUCAAAUGUGUGGCGAUUGUGUUUCCUGAUGACAACGCACCUCCUGAUCGACUUUUCCCAUUUCAGAUAAUCUAUGAUGAAGGCCCUCUGUAUGUAUUUGCCAGGUCAGACCAAGUACGAAAGCAGUGGCUACAUGAAUUAAGGAAUGUGGUUCAGUUCAACAAGGACUUGAUGCAGAAGUACCAUCCGUGCUUCUGGGAAGAUGGCAUGUGGAAGUGUUGCAAGCAGGAGGUUAAACAGGCUGUGGGAUGCAAAGUGUUAGAGAGCAAAAAUGGAGGGUUUCCUGCCAGAGGUAGCAGUAAACGCAUUUCCAGAAAACCACUCCCACCUACACCCGAAGAGGAAAAAGUAUCCCGACCGCUGCCACCCCAGCCACCUAUGGCCACAGGCUUCAAUGUGGGCAUGACUGUUAUAGCUGAAUAUGAGUAUGCACCAAUGGCACCCCACGAUUUGGAGCUAAGAAAGGAUGAAGAGUACACGCUCUUAGAUAUCAGUGAUCCUAACUGGUUUAGAGCUAGAGAUAAAUAUGGAAUUGAAGGAUACAUCCCAAGUAACUACAUUGCUCAGGUCUUAAAUGGAUUGGAAAAAUAUGAUUGGUACUGCAAGAAUGUUAACCGCAGUCAAGCUGAGAAUUUACUAAAAACAGAAAAUAAAGAUGGCGGUUUCUUGGUGAGAGACUCUGGCAAAUUCACUGGAAAAUAUACUGUCUCUGUGUUCACCAAGUCUGGUGGAGAGGCUGUCGGCAGCUGCAGACACUACAACAUAUGCGUCACGGCACAAGACCAGUUCUAUCUCGCAGAAAAGCACAACUUUAGCACUAUCCCAGAACUUAUCAAUUACCACCAGCACAAUGCGGCAGGUCUGGUAAGUAGACUAAAACACAUCGUGUCAAAUCAGACCCGACAUGCUCCAUCCACUGCAGGUCUGGGUUAUGGAGCCUGGGAAAUCGAUCCUCGACAGCUUACGUUUAUCAAAGAACUUGGCAAUGGCCAGUUUGGUGUGGUGAAGUAUGGGAAGUGGCAAGGCCGCCAUGAUGUGGCUAUUAAAAUGGUGAAAGAGGGCUCAAUGUCUGAGGAUGACUUCAUUGAGGAGGCUAAGGUCAUGAUGAAACUCUGUCACGAAAACCUGGUACAGCUGUAUGGCGUUUGCACAAAACAACGACCUAUUUAUAUAGUCACAGAAUAUCUCAGCAAUGGGUGUCUGUUGAACUACUUACAGGAGAGCCUCCAGAACCCCAAUAGUGUUCUGCUGCUUGAGAUGUGUAAAGAUGUCAGUGAGGGUAUGGCCUACUUAGAGGCCAAUCAGUACUUACACAGAGACCUGGCUGCUAGAAACUGUUUAGUAGAUUCAGAUGGAACCAUUAAAGUUACUGAUUUUGGAUUGUCAAGGUACGUGAUGGAUGAUGAGUACACCAGCUCUAUUGGCUCAAAGUUCCCUGUGCGCUGGUCUCCACCUGAAGUCCUACUUUUUAGGAAGUUUAGCAGCAAGUCAGAUAUCUGGGCAUUUGGUGUUUUGAUGUGGGAGAUUUAUACUCUGGGCAGAAUGCCAUAUGAACGGUGGAAUAACCAAGAGAUUGUGGAGAAAAUAUCUGCAGGUCAACGGCUUUAUCGUCCACAAAUGGCCAAUGACAAAGUUUAUUCUAUUAUGAACACCUGUUGGCAUGAGAAACCAGAGGAACGGCCCAAUUUCCAGGAUUUGGUCAUGGCUAUCAAGGAUUUGCUCUUUAAUAUGUAAAAGAUAAUGAAUAUAACAUAACUACCGUGAACGCUUGUACAUUAAGGAUGUAAUUCACUAUAUGGAAAAGUCUAGGGACAACAAAAAUUAUAUAUAAAAAAAACAUUUCAUAUAAUAACCCAAUACUGUGAAUGCAUUAAAUGUUUAAUAUAUAUUGCAUAUUUCCUGAAUAAAUCCAUGUUGCAUUAUUUGAGUCAAGAAAAAGAGAGCUGUGAUUUCUUUAAAACAGGUUUUUCCUUUAUGUAAUUUUGUAUUUAUAAAACUGCAGUUUCAUGACUAUAUCAAAAGCUACUUGUUUGUUUUAAUAUUAUUACACCUAUUAACAAUGAAAGCUACAAUUGCAGCAAUAACUAAAAAUUUAAGAUUGUAUGGAUUUAAUGUACAUAUUGACCACAGUAUUUUUUACUGUUGAUUUGACUGCAUAUUGAUAUCAGGAAAACAACCAUACUAAGUAAACAGUCUGAGAAAAGUUUCAGUUUUUUGUGUAAAUACUGUUUUAAUUUUAACCACAUCCUCUACUGUGGUUAAAUUCUGAUAUUUAAAUACGUAUACACUUUCUCUUUGUAGCAGUGUGAUUAAUAAAAUAAGACUGAUUUCAAA
Misgurnus anguillicaudatus (oriental weatherfish) is the source of this 2696-nucleotide messenger RNA. RefSeq names its product Bruton agammaglobulinemia tyrosine kinase (gene btk). NCBI's taxonomy places the organism in Eukaryota, Metazoa, Chordata, Actinopteri, Cypriniformes, Cobitidae. Gene Ontology annotation, molecular function: protein binding; protein tyrosine kinase activity; ATP binding. The record is from RefSeq and is a predicted model, not a curated record. Gene Ontology annotation, biological process: intracellular signal transduction; protein phosphorylation.